Periconia digitata is the source of this 691-nucleotide messenger RNA. The record is from the annotation of a GenBank genome assembly. NCBI's taxonomy places the organism in Eukaryota, Fungi, Ascomycota, Dothideomycetes, Pleosporales, Periconiaceae.
UUUUUUUCUUCCGCCGACCGACAAACUUCUCGUGACCAGCAACAGACAAACAUCCAAAACAGACAUAUCGACACCUACAAAUACACUACGUAUCCAGCUAGGGCCACCACUUUGAAUAUACUGGAACUGGCACCACACCGACAACAAUUCGCCUCAACUUCGGAAUCGAUCAAGAAACCCUCAAACACCAAGACCGCUACAUCGGUACCCAACUCUCGGAAGAAAUCUCCCAAAGAAAGACUUAAAGAGAAGGACAUCACACAAAAUGCCCGCACCACCCCAACACAUGCAAGUCGAAGACGAGGUCAUCAUCGACCGCGGCGAACUCGUCGAGGGCAACGACGACGAGAAGGAUCGCGAGAGGAUCCGAGUUCUAGCAGGAUCCACCGAGAACGCGGCAUCCUUCCAAUUCGACGGCGAGGAUCACACGCUGGGGAACGCGCUGCGUUACGUGAUUAUGAAAAACCCUGACGUUGAGUUUUGCGGUUACUCUAUUCCGCAUCCUUCUGAAAAUAAGAUGAAUCUGAGAAUUCAGACAUAUGACAACGUGAACGUGUAUACUGUUCUGGAGAAGGGCCUAGGCGAUCUGAUGGACAUGUGUGACGUGGUUUCGGAGAAGUUUGUCAUUGCAAGGGACGAAUUUUAUGCCGGACGUAGUGCUGGUGAGGAUGGUGAUAGGAUGGAGGAGUAG